Rasamsonia emersonii CBS 393.64 is the source of this 369-nucleotide messenger RNA. RefSeq lists its product as uncharacterized. The transcript is spliced from 3 exons. The record is from RefSeq and is a predicted model, not a curated record. NCBI's taxonomy places the organism in Eukaryota, Fungi, Ascomycota, Eurotiomycetes, Eurotiales, Trichocomaceae. The coding region runs from base 1 to 369 and encodes 122 amino acids.
AUGAAAACAGAACCUGAUGACGAUCAGACUGUAGGUAGUUCAGGUACCGCUGCUGGACUGGUCAUUGUUGCGACGAUUAAUGCUGCCAGACUCGCACUGAUUGCUGCUCAUGGAAACCGGACGGGCGUCCGAGUCGGAGGCAAAUCACACAGGGAAUUGAUUCUGCGCUGCAGGUGGCCCUCUGGGCCUCUGCCCGGUGCGCACCCAGCCGAGUGUCAUAUCAUGCACGAUUCCGUGGUUGCUUCUCACUGGCGUCCCGCCGCCCACGAUCCCCGUGGCGGGCCGCUGGCCACCAAGCAGACGGCGCUUAAACUCAAGGAGUCGCGAGCCAAUUUUGGCGGGAUGGAGCAGCAUGGUUCAUCUAGCUAA